Molecule: messenger RNA, 460 nt
Organism: Camellia sinensis
Lineage: Eukaryota; Viridiplantae; Streptophyta; Magnoliopsida; Ericales; Theaceae
Source: RefSeq, a predicted model, not a curated record
AAAAACGAACCCAUUUUCCAAAACAACCCUAUGUUGUCUAAAAAAUCUAAAAACUCUCCUAUAGCAUUUAUCACCGCCAAAAUUGUUAAAAAUUAAUUGUAGUGGAAGUCGAAGAUCUCAUCGCAUGGGAGACCGCAAGGAGAACAACACGCCAUGGCUAUCAGUUCCCCAGUUUGGUGACUGGGAUCAAAAGGGUGUAUUGCCAGACUACUCUCUGGAUUUCUCAAAAAUCAGAGAAAUGAGGAAACAAAACAAGCGGGAUGUGUCAAGGGCCAGUCUUGGAAAUGAAGAAGAGCUUAUCUCCUCAGCCACCACCACUACUACAGACAACAGCCACAGUGAUCAUCACCAUCACCAUCAAAACCACUCUCCAACUGUAAGGCUCCUUGACUUUCUUUCUUUUUUUUUUGUUGUUGUUGUUGGUGGUGGUAAAGGGUUGUUCUAGAUAGAAUUGAAUACA